AUGGCAGAUAACGACAAUAAUUAUAAUAAUAAUAUAAAUAUGGACAGACUAAGUGAGAUAUUCAAGAGUACUUUAAGUUUAAUGAAAAAUACAGUGCAUGGUUUAGCUCAAAGAAAUGAAACGAUUUAUAAUUUAUUAUAUAUGAGCGAUAGUAUGCAAAACAAAAAUGACAACUACAAUGAGAUGCUAUCCAAUGAAAUGACCUUUAACAAAAAUAUGAUAAUAAAAUGGGUAAUAAUAGCUAUAAUUCUGUAUUUGAUAUUUAUGCUAUUCUCAUAUGUAUUCGUCAAUUACGUUUUGUUUUACGCAGUCAUAUUUUUUGUUUGUGUUCUUAUUAUUAAAUAUUUUGUCUAUCAUUUUAAUAAUAACGAAAUUGAAGUUUUAGAAAAUUAUCAAAGUUUUGAAGCCAACACAAUCUAA
Molecule: messenger RNA, 420 nt
Organism: Plasmodium adleri (nom. inval.)
Lineage: Eukaryota; Apicomplexa; Aconoidasida; Haemosporida; Plasmodiidae
Product: conserved Plasmodium protein, unknown function
Exons: 3
Coding region: 1-420 (139 amino acids)
Source: RefSeq, a predicted model, not a curated record